Argiope bruennichi is the source of this 1773-nucleotide messenger RNA. Its product is annotated as speckle-type POZ protein B-like. Gene Ontology annotation, biological process: regulation of proteolysis; proteasome-mediated ubiquitin-dependent protein catabolic process. Bases 105 to 1634 code for a protein of 509 amino acids. The transcript has 2 exons. Gene Ontology annotation, molecular function: ubiquitin protein ligase binding. The record is from RefSeq and is a predicted model, not a curated record. Lineage: Eukaryota; Metazoa; Arthropoda; Arachnida; Araneae; Araneidae. Gene Ontology annotation, cellular component: cytoplasm.
GAAAGCAAGCCUAUUUUUCAUUUUCCUGAAUUAUUACUUAGACCGUUUAAUCGUAGAAAUUUUAGUUACUUUUUUCUCAUAAUUUCAUCUAUAGGCCAACUAAAAUGGCGUGUGGAGAUGAAAAUAGCAAAAAGUGUUUCACUUUCAUUUGGAAAUUAGAAAAUGCCAGUUACUGCUGGCAGAAAACGGGCGAAAGAAUAGAAAGUCCCUCAUUUGUCUUGGAUUCGAUAGAGGAAACGAAAUGGAAGUUAAGGUUGUAUCCUAGAGGUCAAGAAAGGUCAAAUGAAAUUGGAUUUUAUUUAGUGAGGGAAGCAGACAGCAAAGGCGCGGACAAUAUAGAAAUACAAUACGAUCUCAGCUUCUUGGCGCAGGAUGGCACAGUUCUGGAGACGCGAAUUCCAAUGACGAGAACCUUUUUCAAGAAAUAUGGUUUUGGAUUUUAUUCGUUUGCUAUGCGAGAAGACGUGUUUGUUGCAAGAAGAUCUGCAUUUUUGCCACAGGACACACUCACGGCUCGCUGCAGAAUUUGGAAAAGUGUUGGCGAAAUUUCGAAGGAUGUGCAAUGUUUCGCACGCACGCGCAUAGGAAUAGAAAAAACUUCUUUUUUAUGGAGCAUUAAGAAUUUCAGUUCUAUUCAGUCAGUGGACAAAUAUGUUUAUCGAGUCAAAUCGUUGAAGAACAACGCCCAGUUAAUGGGCUUGGCGCUGAAUUUACCAGGUGGAUUAAAUGCCGAAGAGAUAAUCUCGUUUGAUAUUACUCCCAGGGAUCUAAAUAUAAAAUAUUCCACAUUCCAACUGUCUGUUCUUGAUGCACACAGAAAUGCAACGGAGUGUUUCAGAGAUGAAUUUUGGUUUGAUGAAAGUGUUGGAACCAAGCGAUUUGCUCUGCUUCGUACAAAGAGAAUGUUGAUGGAAGCGAAAAAUGUGUAUUUACCUGAUGAUGUCCUUACCUUACAAUGUGAAUGCACGAUUUCAUUUGAUAUUUCUUUACAAGAAAUAGAAAGAAUCAGUUAUGAUAACAGUCCUGCUCAAGACAGUGAAACAGAUAGUUAUAGCUUGGAUAAGGCAAAUCUUUUAUUUGUGUCUAAAAGUAUAUUAAAUAACAAUUUAAAGUCAAUGCUAGAUGACUGUUCACUUUUCGACAUAAAUCUGAGGACAAGUAGUAGGACAUAUCCUGCUCAUAAAUGCAUCCUCAGUGCUCGAUCCCCAGUUUUCAAGGCUAUGUUUUCCAACAAUAUGAAAGAAAAAAUGAGCGAAUGGGUCGAUAUCGAAGAAUUUGAUGACGAUACUAUAUCGCUAAUGCUUCAGUAUAUUUAUACUGCCGAAGUUGGAGAACUUCAGUGGGAGAGUGCUCUUCGGUUGUACCAAGCUUCAGAUAUGUACGAAAUCCUCAGUUUGAGGAAUAUAUGUUCAUUCUACCUCAAAACCAGCUUGUGUCCAAGUAAUGCCUGUGAAACUUUGGUUCUUGCUGACCUGCAUGAAGACGAUGAUCUGAAAAGCUAUGUACAGGACUUCAUUUUGAAAGACGCUGAACACAUCAUAAACUCUGAUGAAUGGGGACAUUUGAUGAAAUUUAAUCCAAAAUUAGCUGACGAUACAUUACAUUUCAACUUUACAGAAGAAGUGAGACUUUAGAAAUAAAAAUUACUCAUUUAUCGAACCAAUGAAAUACCUACUGCUGAGUUUCGUUGCCACAGUGAUCGUGUUUCAUUUGAGUUCAGCACAACUCUCGAAGCGUUGUCAGUCCGUAUGCAGCAGGUCAGACGGACAGGAG